Messenger RNA from Letharia columbiana, 258 nucleotides. RefSeq lists its product as uncharacterized. Bases 1 to 258 code for a protein of 85 amino acids. The transcript is spliced from 2 exons. The record is from RefSeq and is a predicted model, not a curated record. Lineage: Eukaryota; Fungi; Ascomycota; Lecanoromycetes; Lecanorales; Parmeliaceae.
AUGGGCCACGAGGACCGAUCUGGGCAACACGCGAAUAGUUUCCAUAAUCUUUGCGAUCUCAACAACUUGGAUCUUUUGCAUGUCGCCUUUGAAGCAUCGCUGCCCCGAGUACAGCCCUUUCCUCUCUCCGGAAUCGCUUCGCAGGACUCUAAAUCAUCUUCCGAAGCAGCUGGCGAAGGCACCAGAUGCCAAAUAUAUGUGCUGUUUAUCAUGGGUGAGCCUUGCACGCGCAUCUCGGAAUCCGAUCAGUGCGGCUAA